AUGUUUAUCACAGUGAUGUUUGGAGCCGGCUGCCGGGAGCUGGUGAACCCCUGGUGCAGCCUGGUGACUCUCACUGCCCACCUAAGGCAGAAGGGGCGGGUGUCUCCGGAUGCGACCAUCGGCCUCCUGGCUGAGGAUGGGCACCUGGUGAUCCUGAGCAGAGACCUGGAGGAGGGAGCUUCCCGGGCUCCCUCCACAGGCAGCGCCCUGCUGCAGGAGCGUGGGAACUAUGUCCUUGUGCAGAUCAUUCAUGGGGAGGGUGGGGCCCCCACUCGCUAUGAGUCCCUCCUGGAAAACCUGGAUGACUGGUGUCCAGAGCUGGCAGAUGAUCUGCGCUGGCUGUCGGGCCUACCCACAAUGGGCAACAGACGGAGGAGGCGUACUGGCACUCGGCGCGGCCACCAGGAGCAAGGCCCUCCUUCAAGGCCCCAAAGGCUGGGCUCUCUGCUAUCCAGGACCCGCUAG
Messenger RNA from Pteronotus mesoamericanus, 465 nucleotides. It is a transcript of the gene CUNH22orf15, whose product is annotated as chromosome unknown C22orf15 homolog. NCBI's taxonomy places the organism in Eukaryota, Metazoa, Chordata, Mammalia, Chiroptera, Mormoopidae. The transcript has 5 exons. The record is from RefSeq and is a predicted model, not a curated record. Bases 1 to 465 code for a protein of 154 amino acids.